AUGGCCUUUGAUUCUCUCCAAGAUGCCAGUUUCUUUUUCUUCAUCGAAACCAACCCUAUCUUUCCUCCUGUCAAUAUGUUUUCACACACCAACUUGUUGUCCGUUACCUGUGCCAUGGCCGUGUUCGUUCCCCCUCUAUUGGCAUGGGAGAUACAGGUCGAACAUCGCGGUUUGAACCUCACGCUUGUUCAUGGCGUGGUCAACGCUAACAGCGAUCUCUCCAAACGAAGUAGCAUUCCACCGGAAUGCCAGUUUGGUGACGCGCGGUCCGAUUGGACUUACAUUCAAAUCACAGGGUUGAGUGAAGGCACUGCAUGUUUCGGGUAUAGCAAUUUCCCUCUGUGCGGCCCCGGGACCUGGAGCGACCCGGACUGGACCGAUAUUCAAAUUGCUAUGGCCAAACAGACUACCCUGGAUGGUCAGUUCGAAGGUUCGCAUUCAGGUGCCUGGGACGGUUCCUUUUUCUUGGGGACGUCGGCCUUUUCAGACCGCGAUACAUCACUUUUUGAUCUUGCCCUUGCGGAAAGCAAGGCGAGAGCCAUUAACUAUUACUGGAGCCGAGACAGUGACUUUGCUCAAGUCCUUGGCCAUAAUGCUGCAUGUCCUUAG
Messenger RNA from Talaromyces stipitatus ATCC 10500, 609 nucleotides. RefSeq lists its product as uncharacterized. The coding region runs from base 1 to 609 and encodes 202 amino acids. The record is from RefSeq and is a predicted model, not a curated record. Lineage: Eukaryota; Fungi; Ascomycota; Eurotiomycetes; Eurotiales; Trichocomaceae. The transcript has 2 exons.